CCUGAAAAAAUUCAAUUCAGAAUGCCUUUUGUAAACUAACACUCACACUUGACUUUUUUUUCACACUUUACUAGCUCUGACUAGAAAAUGUACUUACUAUGACUGUGAUGUGGUUUCCCACCAUCUUUUAAGAUGAAUGCACAAACCGUAAGUAGCUCUGCAUAAGAGCAUCUGCUAGAUGACUAACAUGUAAAAUGUAAAUAUAUAUUUAUAUUCCGGUCUCUGAUAUUGCUCUUCUGAUCUGUCUUAAUUUCUUUCUUUUUUAAAUGUUGGAUUAUGUGUGUAUUGUUAAUGUAUUGUUAGUUAUUACUGCACCAUUGGAGCUAGAAACAUAAGCAUUUGAUGCACCUAUGUUAACAUCUUCAAAUAUGUGUAUGCAACCAAUAAACUUUGAUUUGAUUUAAUGCAACACACUUUGAAAGGCGGGGGUCUCUGACUUGACAAAAGUGAUCCACUUGAAUACGCCCAUCGCCUACAAACGUGAACGUGGGUUUAAUAUAUUCAUACUAAACCAUACAUGUUCUUGGUUCACACAGAUUUGCAAACGCCACGUACAUUUAGCUUCAUAGCACCUUGACCAACAAGUUUGAGGAACAGUUUGACUGACACAUCUUCUGCCCAACUGGCUGCCAAUGCGACUAUUUCACAAAGCGACGAGAUAUAUGUCUACCCAAUGAGGAUAGUUGAGGCCACGUGGGGGCGUUACCAUGGCAAUUAGCCGGUAGGUUGAUCUUACUACUAGGAAGGGUUGUCACUAGUUACCCCAGCCAUAAAGUCAAAAUUGGCAUCGUAAAAAAAUGUUUUGUUGCCUUUUGGUCUUAAUUUAAGGUUAUGGUUAGACAUAAGGUUAGCAGUGUGGUUAAGGUUAGGGUCCUGGAUAGCUUUAAAUUCAGAUAUUACGAAGAAGGAUUAUAUAUAUUUUUUUAAAUAGGCGGGGUUUAGCACAAUUAUGACUUUGUGGCUGUGAUAACUAGUGAUGACCACUAGGGUUAGGAAGAGACUCUGGCCGGUGUAAAGUGCAUGACAGCUGUUAACAGACUCCAGUCUUUUUAACGUUUGGAUAAAUUAACGUUUCAAAGGCGCAACGGGACAGACAAUUACUUGAAGGGGCAGCUGUCAAAAUGUUGUGGAGUAAAGCCUUCUGCCGCUACCCUGUGUUCGUCCUGAGCCUGUGGUUCUGUCUGGAAGCAGUGCCCAUCGCUGUGGACAAGACUAAAGUGGAAACCCCAGAGCAGAAACUAGAGGCGCCACAGAGUGUGGACACAGGGCUUCACUAUGACCGCUACCUCAGGGAAGUCAUUGAUUUCCUGGAGAAGGACCAGCAUUUCAGAGAGAAGCUCCACAACACAGACAUGGAGGACAUUAAGCAAGGCAAGCUGGCCAAAGAGCUGGACUUUGUCGGCCAUCACGUGAGGACCAAACUUGACGAGUUGAAGAGGCAGGAGGUGAACAGGCUACGGACACUCAUCAAAGCUAAACAAGACGUUGAGGGAGGGCAUGAAAUGAACCACAAGGCCCUGCUCAUGCAGUUUGAGUACAUGAACCACAUGAACCCACACACCUUUGAAGUGGAGGACCUGGAUAAGCUUAUUAAAUCGGCUACCAGUGACCUGGAAAACUAUGACAAGGAUCGUCACGAGGAGUUUAAGAGGUACGAGAUGAUGAAGGAGCACAAGAGGAAGGAGCACCUGAUGAACCUCGACGAGGAGCAACGCAAGGACGAGGAACAGCACUACGAAGAGCUGAGGAAGAAACACGCAAACCAUCCCAAAAUCAACCACCCUGGCAGUCAGGACCAGCUGAAAGAGGUCUGGAAGGAGUCUGACGGUUUGGACCCAGAUGACUUUGACCCCAAGACCUUCUUCAAGCUCCAUGACACCAACGGAGAUGGCUACAUUGAUCAACAGGAGCUUGAAGCCCUGUUCACUAAAGAGCUAGAGAAGAUGUACAGCCCUAAUCUUGAAGAGGAUGACAUGACAGAGAUGGAGGAGGAGAGACUGCGCAUGAGGGAACACGUCAUGAAUGAGGUGGACACCAACAAGGAUAGACUGGUCUCCCUGGAUGAGUUCCUGAUGUCCACAAACAAGAAAGAGUUCCAAGAGCCAGACAGCUGGGAAACUCUGGAGCAGGCCCCAGCCUACACGGACGAGGAGAUGAAGUUGUUUGAGGAGCAGCUGGCCCAGGAGGAGAGCAACCUCAACCAGAAGAACGUGGAGCUGCAGAAACAGAAAGAGGAGCUGGAACGGCAGCAGGAGCAACUCAACGCCCAGAAAGCUGAGCUGCAGCAGGCGGUGGAACAAAUGCAGAUAAUAAAAUUUGAAAAAGCUAAUGCGGCCAUUGAGGUCAAAGAUGGAGCUACAGUAGCAGUGCCCCCUGGAGGUCAAGCAUUGCCAGUACUACCAGGAGACAGCCAACCUCUACCCCCUAGUCACCAGCAAGACUUACCUGCACACUCUUAGCAGGCCCGGCAAACUUUUUCUGUGUGUGUUUGUACAUGUGUGUGUGCGCUCAUGUGUGUUUUCGUGUGCAUCUGUGUGUAAAUUAAUCUUGCAACGAAUCCGUUUGAGUUAGUUUUAAUGUGUUGUCGGCGCUCUACGGUCCCACAAUAUACCCGGACGCACACAUACAGUCCAACAAUUUCCCGAGACCAGCUAAACCAAUCAGAAUGAAGCCUUGGAUUUUGACCCACUUCCAGACGUGGCAUUCCGAAGCUGGCAGGAACAGCCAGCACAACCAACGAGACUUGAAAUAAUUGCUGAACCAGGCAUUUUGUGGACAAUCCACUCUUUGUUAUUAGUUAUUUUCCCUGACACAACCAGGUCAUGGUUUGAUAUGGGAAGUCAUUUGGGAUGAUUGAGAAGAGGUUUUGUUUUCUACCAAGUUAGGCAUGCUACCCAGUGGGAUUAUUUCUGUGGGGAAAGAUUUGUUUAAAAUACAAAAGACAUUUUGGUUAAAUAGUUUACGGAGGUGGGUCAAAUGAAUGUCAAUUUUGAUAUGCUGCUGGAUAGUAUGCUGUCAUGAUAAAAUGUAUAACUUACCUGGAGAUGGUUUACUGUGAUAGCCUUGCUGAUUCGUUCCUGAUAUUAAUAAUUGCCCAUACAGAUACAUUAAGAAGGUACUGUAGUAAUUUAAUAUUGGCCGAAAGAAUGUUUAAAUGCCACAAACUGCCAGUUGUUUUCGUGUAACAAAAAUGCCCCAUUGAUGUUGAAUGUUGUAAAUUGUUUCAUUGUGGUUGAUAGGGACAAUAGUGAUAAAAAGGAGUCUUGAAUGUA
Messenger RNA from Salvelinus fontinalis (brook trout), 3272 nucleotides. RefSeq names its product nucleobindin-2-like. NCBI's taxonomy places the organism in Eukaryota, Metazoa, Chordata, Actinopteri, Salmoniformes, Salmonidae. The record is from RefSeq and is a predicted model, not a curated record. The transcript has 13 exons. Bases 1122 to 2459 code for a protein of 445 amino acids. Gene Ontology annotation, cellular component: extracellular exosome; endoplasmic reticulum-Golgi intermediate compartment. Gene Ontology annotation, molecular function: calcium ion binding.